Messenger RNA from Hordeum vulgare subsp. vulgare (domesticated barley), 914 nucleotides. RefSeq names its product probable aldo-keto reductase 1. The record is from RefSeq and is a predicted model, not a curated record. NCBI's taxonomy places the organism in Eukaryota, Viridiplantae, Streptophyta, Magnoliopsida, Poales, Poaceae. The coding region runs from base 96 to 383 and encodes 95 amino acids. Gene Ontology annotation, cellular component: cytoplasm. The transcript has 2 exons.
UCCCUUAAAAGAAAUAUAAAGUAGCUAGUGUAGCCGGCGAGGUCCUCUCCCCUCAGUCUUCUUCCUCCUCUGCCUUGUUGCUACCAGUUGGAUCCAUGGAGCAGAGCCAGAUGGCUAGAGUGAAGCUUGGCACGCAGGGCCUCGAGGUGUCCAGGAUCGGGUUCGGAUGCAUGGGUCUCACCGGCGUGUACAACGAUCCGGUGCCGGAGGAUGCUGGCGUCGCCAUCAUACGGCGCGCCUUCGACGCCGGCGUCACCUUCUUCGACACCGCCGAUGCUUAUGGGCCACACACCAACGAGGUCCUACUUGGAAAGGUCAAAAUCCUCCUCCUCUCCAAAGUCGAAUAUGAUGUGUUUGUGCUUUGGGCAUACAGGUCGAAUUAGAUGGAAUGCUAGAAAUGUUUAUCCAAGCAUCACCUUCUCCUCCGUCCCAAACUAUAAGAUGUUUUGGUAGGCUAAUUUGGAACAGAGGACGUACUACCUUUUAGCAUCCGGCUGCCACGAGUAAAUAGCAUAAAACUACUACUUUACAGGAUAGGGUCCUAAAAAACUACAUGUUUUUAGUUUUUUGAAACCCUAGCCUGCAAAGUAGUAGUUUAAUGCUAUUUACUCGGCUGCCACAGAUAGAAGCUCAGAAAGUAUAGUGAAUCCUUGGCAGCUUAUUUAUGAGUUAGCGAUGCUCCUGUUAUCAGUAUCUGAGAUGAUCCUUUGUAAGCUACGAUGACACAUUAGUGGCGGAGUUUCACACGGAUCACAGAGGGAACUGGUAUCAAGAGGGUUACUGACUGAACACACAAGAGAGGGCAUAAUGUAAAUCUCAUUGUACUGUUGUUUUGUGUUUAGCAAAGCAUUGUGUCUUGAUCAUCAGUUGUCUGCACUAAGCUCCACCACUAGACACAUUGCAUAAAGUCAGAA